AUUGAGCAGGUCAUUGAUGGAGUGUCAGCUUCACUUGAAACAAACAACCACGAAGCUGUAAAUCUCGGCCUAACUUUUCUAUCAACCGUUCUUCAAAGACAACCGGCCACAAUGUCACUCUUCACAUCAGCAACUAGUGAGGGUCUGCAGAAGCUGCUUAUUCUAGUCCACACGGCUCUGCAGACUCCAGCCACAGUUCUUUCCUCCAUUACUACCCUCUCUUACCUGCUCUGCACACACCACCUACCACCAGGUUUCCACCUGUCGAACCUAUUGCCUCUUCUCUCCCUCCUUCUCCACCUUUUGGAGCUCCACGCACAAUCACCCACUGAAGACAGGGAUCUAAGUUCUAGCUCAACCCAACAAGGCUUGAUGCCUUCAGCCGUUGCGAUACAUCCACUACAGCUGCUCAGUUUAGUCCUAUCAACUAUGGAGAAUAUGCAUAAGGUUUGUUUGGAGGGGAAGAGAUCCAAUGGGGAAAAGUACUAUACUGUUUCUGAAGACGUCAUCACAUUUCUUUCGAUAAGCUUCGAACAAAACCUCGUGCCUGCUCUGCUGCUGAAGGCUGAAGUGCUUGAUCGCUGUGAGCCAUUUUCCGUGUUUUUCAACAUUGCGAAGAUCCAGCUUGACGGAGUGACAGAGCCACCCAACACUUUUCUUGCUCAGAAACUUGGUAACCUUGGAUUCAUCUACUUAGCAUUUGAUAUAAAGAGCAGAUUUUCUACUGCCCCUGGUGGGGCAUCCCUCUGCGGCUGUGUCAAUGAGUGUGUGGAAUCGCUGUGUGCAAGUCUUGAAUCAGACCCACAGGAAAGACUUUACAUCAGGGAGACCCUGCAUUCUGCACUGCCUCACCUCAACUGUAAGUGUACUGCAAUCUUGAUACGCUGUCAUUGCAUGCUUCUCCAACAAGGUGAGCUGGAAAAGUGUCUUGAGGUUUUGCUCCAGCGACCACCCCAUGGCUCUUCCGGUUGUACCAGUUCGUUGCCACAGCUUCAGAGAGCUGUGCUGACUCUGUUUUACCACACUGUUCACUCAAGUGCAAGGCAAGGAGUUCUAGUGGUGUAUGUAUGUAGUUACGUAUGUGAUUUCAAUUGCAGUGUAACUUCACCGGUGUUGGUGCUGCAAGCUCUGGACAAGUUCUUAGUCCUGAAUCCUGACGUCCAUUUGAUGCCGAUCCCCUCACUUACCCACCUCACUGCUCUUUACGCUAUGACAGUACAGGACACUGGAGUCACAUUGGUCAUGCCUACAAAAGCAACUCAAGGGAGUCAGAUUCUAGUGAGGGCUCUGUUGCGAGUGGCCAGCCCUGGCUCCCUAUUCUCUCCCAACCGCUACCUGCUACAGUGGGCCUUCUCCCAGCCAAUGCUGGAAGAUAUCACCAGAACCUGGUUCUGGGAGUGGUUGAAGGGUACAUGUGCCAAGGACGACAUUGACAGUGAUCUUGAGCUGACUGCUGGCUGCGAGGAAUGGUCUGUCAUUGUGCAGUUCAUCAGGACGACACCUACCAGCCUUGAUAUACUAUUGAAUGUGUCAACUGAGGAAGAGCUUACUCCCCUGAUGAUUUCCUUUCUCGACCACCUUCUCUCAGAGCAGCAAUGUAUCGACAGCAACAGUUCUCGCAAAGUGUUUAGCUACGUUCAAAAGUUUCUAUUGGCUCAGAGGAUUCGCCCACUAUCAGACGGUGCCACGGCGUCACUGAUGAAGCUACUAGCAAAAAGCAUCCACUCUACUUUACUGGCUCCCGAUCUCAAGUUGGUCUACCACGCCACCAACUUUGUAGCAAGGUGUUGUUCUGAAUCUAUUGCAAGUGGUACAGCCUUACUCUGUGGGAUUCUUAACGACUCAAAGGAAGUAAGCUCGCAAGUUCUCGGUCUGCUACAAAACAAUACGUCUUUCCUUGAAAGGGUUGUGUCAUGUGUGCCUGCAUCAUCUAAGCCAAAGGACCACAGCAUGGGGUCUGCCAAUGCACUGAGGCUAAUAGCCAGUCUUAUCUAUCACCAACACAAGACUAAGAUAUCUUGCAGCCAGUCUGGUGGAGUUGUCCCUCUCCAGGCAACUCUAACCACACUAAUCCACCACUCACCAACCAUAAACUUGUCGGGAUUGUAUUUCUGGCGUGUGGUACUCUGCACUGGAGCUUACACUGGCAGCUUCUUACUGUGUGACUCUAACAAGAGGGUAUCGCUAGGGCACGAUGUACAGCUAGUGAAAAAACUGUGCUUUCUCUUACAAAACUGCCUGGUUAAGGACAACAAAGCAGUGAGGGAAGCUUGUGCUCUGUGCCUAGUUCAGCUCUUCAAAUACAUUACUACAGGAGAAGGAGAUAGACUAGGACAGGGCAUUGGUUCCACGUGGAACAGAGUCAUUAUCGACCACAUAUCAACAGUCUCAGUUAACUCACAUAUUCCGGUCUAUUACCUCCCUUGUCUAGAGACUAUCAUAUGCCAGACACCUCCAACCCAUUCUGCUCAGUUGAAAGAUAUCGCCCAACUUCUCUACGAGUCAGCUGUGAAUUCUACAGACGCAACUCCAGUCAAAUAUGCCUCAUGUCUGAAUGAAGUCAAAAAGAUUGACAAGACCCUAUUAGACGUAAAUCAGUGGACACAUUUGAACAAAUUUGUCCCACAAAUCAGUCAGUCUUAG
This is a messenger RNA of Geodia barretti, 2643 nucleotides long. The record is from the annotation of a GenBank genome assembly. Lineage: Eukaryota; Metazoa; Porifera; Demospongiae; Tetractinellida; Geodiidae.